Molecule: messenger RNA, 513 nt
Organism: Melampsora larici-populina 98AG31
Lineage: Eukaryota; Fungi; Basidiomycota; Pucciniomycetes; Pucciniales; Melampsoraceae
Exons: 1
Coding region: 1-513 (170 amino acids)
Source: RefSeq, a predicted model, not a curated record
AUGAGAUUCCGACAGAUCUUUGUGACCAUCAAUAUGUUGAUGGACCACACUACUUCUAGUCCUCUCAUCCCUCAACUUGAUAUGUCCGCCUCCGCCAACCCAAGUAAAAUAGCCAGCCAAGUAGCUUCUGGAUCAAACGGUGUGGUCUACCCAGCUACCACUCAACAAUACAAUCAGAAGCUGGAAGAGGCAGCCCAAGUUAAAGCAAUGGCAGAGAAGACUUAUGGUCCUCCAUCUUAUCCCAUCCAUCGUGAUAGGAAGAUGCAGGAGUUGCAGUACGUUAAUGGACCACCAGGAUCUGUACCGUCAACUCCAGAACAAAUGACACAAAUUUCAAAUGCCGCUCCGACAGACUCCAAGAGCCAUGGCUUUGACAAUCUCAAGGUCGUAGUGCCAUUAUGUAUAGUAGGAUUUUUGGUAGCAAUCUUAGGACCUGUCUAUAUGUGGCAUGUAUUAGAUUGCUUUGAGGAUAAAGAAUCUGCCACAGAGAAGGCGUACGAGACCCCAUCUUGA